Messenger RNA from Solea solea (common sole), 3148 nucleotides. It is a transcript of the gene arhgap22a, whose product is annotated as Rho GTPase activating protein 22. Gene Ontology annotation, biological process: activation of GTPase activity; signal transduction. The record is from RefSeq and is a predicted model, not a curated record. Gene Ontology annotation, cellular component: focal adhesion. The transcript has 10 exons. Lineage: Eukaryota; Metazoa; Chordata; Actinopteri; Pleuronectiformes; Soleidae. Gene Ontology annotation, molecular function: GTPase activator activity. Bases 445 to 2706 code for a protein of 753 amino acids.
AGAGAGGGGGCACACAGCCAGACAUAUUUAUAGACAUUGGGGAAAUUGAUACUGAAAAUGUGCAGCAGGAGGCAGAGAGAGAGCAAAAGGAGAGUGGGGGAGAGACAGAAUGGGCAGGGCUCUAGAUAUGUAUGUGAGAACAACGGCACGCUGGAUCUGUCGGACAGAGAGGGGGGAGUGAGAUGAAAGGAGGGGGGAGAGAGAGAGAGAGAGAGAGAGAGAAGGAGAGUGAAUGGUUAAGUGCUUGUAAGUGAGUGUGUGUGCACAAGAGUGUGUGUGAGUGAGAGAAAUCACAUGGAGACAGUGUCCAAGUGCAAGACAGUGAGCUGGGGGAGAGAGAUGCUGAAGGAGGAUGAGGAGUAACAGGGCGAGGCAGCAGCGUCAAGUGCCGAGUGUGUGUGGUUGAGGAACAGAGUGUGAACAGAGGGAUGCAGUCAUGUCUCUAUGAGAGGGAGCAGCACAGCAACGGUAACCAUGCUGAGCCCCAAGAUAAAGCAGGCACGCCGGGCACGAUCCAAGAGCAUGGUGCUUGGAGAGCUGUCUCGAGUGUCCAGGCCCUGCUCGCCCCUGGAUCAGGAGAAGGCACUGAAGGUUGGCUGGCUGAAGAGGCAGCGUAGCAUCAUGAAAAACUGGCAGCUGCGUUGGUUUGUCCUGAGGACCGAAGCGCUGUAUUUCUACAAGGACCAGGAUGAAACCAAGGCACAGGGUUGUAUUCCUCUGCAGGGCAGUCAGGUCAACGAGUUGCCGGCCAGUCAGGACGAGCCUGGUCGCCACCUUUUUGAAAUCGUUCCAGGAGGGCCUGGGGAAAAGGAUCGAACAGGGAUAAGCCAUGAAUCAUUCCUGCUGAUGGCCAACUCUCAGAGCGACAUGGAGGAUUGGGUCAGAGCUAUACGUAGAGUCAUAUGGGCUCCGCUUGGAGGAGGAGUCUUUGGGCAGCACCUUGAGGAGACGAUGUUGUACGAGGCCCAGUGUGGCCCACAGCGCUCAGUCCCAGUGCUGGUUGAACAGUGUGUGUGUUUCAUUCGGGAACACGGGCUUGAGGAGGAGGGCCUUUUCAGGGCUCCUGGACAGACCAAUCAUGUCCGAGAGCUGCAGGACGCAUUUGACCGUGGUGAGAAGCCAGUGUUUGACAGUACUACAGAUGUCCACACAGUGGCAUCCCUGUUAAAACUGUACAUACGGGAGCUUCCAGAGCCUAUAAUUCCAUUCUCCAAAUACACUCAGUUUCUGUCUUGUGCUCAGAUACUUAACAAGGACAAAGAAAUGGGUAUCACAGAGCUUGGCAAACAGGUGAAAUCCCUUCCUCAGGUCAACCGCAACCUCCUUAAAUAUAUCUGCAGGUUUCUGGACGAGGUUCAGUCUCACUCCAAUGAGAACAAGAUGAGUGUUCAGAAUCUCGCCACCGUGUUUGGACCCAACAUCCUUCGGCCCAGAGUGGAGGAUCCUGUCACCAUGAUGGAAGGAAGUUCACAGGUGCAGCACCUAAUGACCGUGCUGAUCAGCGAAUACUCUCGACUUUACCAACGUAAAGAGCAGGAAACAGAGACCAAGAUCUCCCCACAACAACAGAGUCCUGUCCAAAAGUGCAAAGUGGAAUGGCUCUCACAAGAAGAUAGUGACCCAACACCCUCCUCAGGCACAAGAGCCAAAAGCCCGAAGGAGAAACUCCAAUCUUCAACCCCUUCCCUAGACAAUAAGCCAAUUACAUCAAGUCCAAUUACAGCAUUACAGAAGGGUGAGGAUGGUCAGAUUGAGGGGAGGAGUAGAGGUAAGACAGAGGAGAAAGUGGACGAAAAAGCAGAUAGCAAAACUGAAGGAAAAGUUGGAAGUGAAGCAGCUGUUAGUCCCAGCAAACAGUCUAAAGCGCUCCCCCCGUGGAGGUGCUCCUUCAAGGGCAGUGCAGCAUCUGGGGGGACAAGGGGAAAAAUAGGGGGAUCGGCAGGGGAUGUGUCAGCAGCUGGUGGGAGCAACUGGCUGAUGAACGGCCUGUCAUCCCUCCGAGCUCACCGGCGCACCACUUCAUCUGGCGAAAGACUGAAAGACUCGACACUGUCUCUGAAGGAUUCAACCCUCUCCCUUAAAGAGACCACACUCUCACUUAAAGACUCACAGAGAGACUCUGAAGAAGACUCCUCUCGAAUGUCCCUUUCUCACAGAGCCUUCCACCAGUCCCACAGACUGUCUGCCUACGACAAUGUUGCCCCCUCCAGUCUCAGCCUGCCUGCUGACACCUCCUCAAUCUGGUCGUCCGUUGAGAUCUCACUUGCCGAACCAGAGGAAAGCGAUAAGGCAGUUAAAGUAGGGCAAAGUCAAGAAAACCUCACAGAGGUUAGGGAGAGUGCUGAUACUGUCACAGUGGAUCACAGUGGAAGUGGCACUGAGGAUGAUAUUGCAGGGGCAGAUGAUGAAGACCUCACCGACAUGCUCCUCCAGCUCAAACAGGAACUGAAGAAACAGAGGAUGAAUAACGAAAGCUGCAUUCGCAAGCUGGAGGAGUCCUGUUCUAAGUACCAGGCCCAGGUUAACCGCCUUGAAGAGGAGCUGGACCAAGAGAAGAAGAAGUUCCACAUGCUGGAGAUCCGACUCAGGAACUCGGAGCGGGCACAUCAAGAUGCAGAGAACCGAAACACUCUCCUUCAGCAAGAGAUGGAAGAGUUCUUCAAAACUCUUGGAGACCUUACUACAGGAGCAACACGGACCAACUAAACCAGAUCAACCUGCCAUCAUCUGGUCUAUCAGAGGAGGAAGGGCUUCAUUUCUGGGAAGACCAGCCAGCCCAAAGCUUUCAAGACCAAAUACCUCUAGUGCAGUACUACUUGACAUUAGACAUCUUGUGCCUACACUGACCAAUGCCAGUGCCAAACGAGAACUCCUCUGGACCAAGCACUUCUCAUUUUAUCAUUCCACAAACUUCCUAGCAAUUAUAUUCCAUAGGUCAUGUAGGUGAUUAUUUAUUGACUAAAUUCCUGUGUAAGAUACCAGAAAAACCCUUACUAAUGAUAUGAGGUACUUUUCUUAUACAUCGUCUGUUAAGAGCUCACACUUUUGAAAGCUCUCUUAAAACUCUUGAUAGAGUUUUAAGAGGUAGAAUGGAAUGAUAUGAGACAUUAAAAUUCAACUCUUUUAUUUGCUUGAGUUGUACGUAUCG